Molecule: messenger RNA, 2760 nt
Organism: Poecilia reticulata (guppy)
Lineage: Eukaryota; Metazoa; Chordata; Actinopteri; Cyprinodontiformes; Poeciliidae
Product: alpha-(1,3)-fucosyltransferase 7
Cellular component (GO): membrane
Molecular function (GO): alpha-(1->3)-fucosyltransferase activity
Source: RefSeq, a predicted model, not a curated record
GGCACUUUUUUUGAGCACCUGCCCCUUUAGUGAUCUCUGCACGACCCUGCUAAUUCACAUAAUGUCAUUUUGUUUUAUUUGCACGGUGAGGAUUCAAAUACAGAGAGAAGGCAGGCAGGGUUAGGGUAAUGUUGACAUAGCGAGGAAAAUAAAUUGCACAAAUACCACAGAAACAAAUACAAAGCAGAGAAGCAAUGGACAAAAACAGAAAACUUGGGAAGACAACCAGAGACCAGUAAUCAGAUAACCCAAGAAUUCAUCAAUAAAUUAAAGUUUAAGUAUAUUUUUGGGGUUGUCUGUAAUGUGCCUCUGUGGGAUGCAUAAGUGAAGACUCUGUAAGACAGACUUAAAUAAGUAAGUACAGUUAUUAACCAAUGCAUAUGCAGGUUAAGCAAGCCCAAAAUGCAUAGAUUAAUGUUAAACAUGAGAGAGUUAAUGAGAAUUUAGAGACCGGUCAGAGCAACAAGGCCAAUAAAGACCCACCCGCUCUCUGGACAGCGUCCAUCUUUAUAUAGAGCAUAUUAUAACAAUCACAUAUUCCACAUUGACAUCUUGUUUGGAUCCUGUGCCACAUUGUCCCCUUGUGCAUCUGGAAUCUUCCCCGUGCCUUCAGGAAAACUGAAUCCAUAGGUAAAUGUGUUUUUCAAACUCAAUGUUUUUUGUGCUGUGAUUCGUUCCAGGUCAUUCCAAAAAGUCCAUUUGUGUGUCCAGACUCCAGACUCCACUUCACUCAUAGCAAAAGCCUCAGCUUUUGUGUGAUACUGAGAUAUAAAGAUAUAACCUGUUUUCAAACACUACAAAGUCGAUGGUUAAACUGCAGAAAAGAGGUAAUCAGAAGAACUGAUCUGUUGCAGCUGAGAGCCAAGCAGUCCCAUGGAGUGAAUGAGAAUGUGAAACAAACAGACUAACUUAAACUAAUUACAGAGGAAAACAGGAAUCUGGUAAACAGAGGACAUACUAACAUGGACGAGGAAGUCAGUAGUUGGAAAACUAAUAUUAAAGUUAUGAACCUGACAAACCAAAAAUAAAAGAUGACUAGAAAAAAGAACUAAGAAUUCACAGUAUACAAAAUAAUACAAAAAUAGGAAAUGUAAUAAAAAAAACCUAAAGAAAGUGACAUUCAGUGUUGUUGACCAGAUACAGAGGAUGUAAAAAGACGGGUACACCACUGAGAGCAAACAGUACAGAAACUGAGAGGGUGAAGCAAAAGAUGAGUCAAAAAGUCUCUGUAGGCAGGAUUUCCUCUACCAGAGGAGGACAACGCUCCAGCAAGGCGCCUGCUGCCCAGUGCCAUCUCUGGAAGUAAAUUGUGACCUUUCGACGUGGAUCACACCCAGCAGCCAUGGUGGCAUGUGGGCUCAGACCAUUGUUCCUCCUCGCUGUCAUCCUCCUCCUCAGCUCCCUCCCACUGCUGGUUUAUCACAGCUUGGUCAUCCAGAUGCUUCACGUGCAGCAGUACCCUGCGCCUGCUUCUCAGAGGAAUCUCAGCAUCUUGCUGUGGCACUGGCCAUUCGGACGGUCCUACAGUCUCAGUGGGAACAAAUGUCUGGAGAUGUAUGGUAUUGGCCACUGUUUCCUCACUGAUGACAGAUCCGCCUACCCAACUGCAGAUGUGGUUGUAUUCCACCACCAGGAGUUGAGCAACGCUGCAUCGAUUCUGCCAAUGCACUUGCCUCGGUCAACGGCCCAGGGCUGGAUGUGGCUAUCCAUGGAGCCUCCAGUCAACAAUGCAAAUGUCAAGCAGCUUAACGGUGUCUUUAAUUGGACGAUGAGCUACAGACGGGACGCGGAUGUUACCAUUCCUUAUGGAGAGACCCUUCCAGGAGCUGGAAUGCAAGGUUUUCAAAGUGCUUUAAAGCGUUCCUGCUUUGCAAGCUGGGUGGUUAGCAAAUCCAAGCCCAACCAGACCCGUGUUAAUGUUUACCAAAGUCUGCAGAAAUACAUCCCCAUCCAGGUGUAUGGAAAGUGGAAGAAGAAGCCUCUCCCAGACGAUAGGUUGCUGCCCACCAUCUCAAAAUGUCUGUUCUACUUGUCUUUUGAAAACUCAGAGACAAAAGACUAUAUCAGUGAGAAGCUGUGGAGGAAUGCAUUCCAAGCAAGGACCAUUCCAGUAGUUCUUGGCCCUAGCAGGCCCACCUAUGAGGAAGUGGCUCCGCCUCAUUCCUUCAUCCAUGUAGCUGAUUUUAAGAGUGUAGUAGAGCUGGCUGUUUACCUGAAUCAUGUGGCUGCAGACAAGCAAGCCUAUGAGGAGUACUUCAAGUGGCACAAGACGCACAGGAUUAAAACCUACACUGACUGGAGAGAAAGACUCUGUCAGAUCUGCCUUAAGUACCCCAGUUUACCAACCAGCAAGGUUUACCAGGACCUGGAUGGCUGGGUUAACAGAUGAUACUUCUAACACUGCUGGCUGACUGCAGGAAGAUGCAUAUGGAGUGAAAAUAGUCUCAAAAUAUCUGUGCGUGUGUAAAAAUAUCUGUGCGUGUGUAAUACUGGAUUUGUAAACCUUAAAAAUAAAAUAAAUCUUCUCCUACGUCUAUAAAUGUUGUAAAAGUACACACAAAUCACCUGGUACACACACAAAACUGCAUUUACACACAGAUCCGGUUACGAGAGCACAAGUAUUUUUGAGACUCCCGCUUUGGGGAAGCUCCCAUAUUUGUGUGUAGAUGGUGCGUUUACAUGCUAGUAAAAGCUGGGACAUCUGAGUUUAGUGUUUUUAUCCUCUAAUGUUUCUCACUGUGCUUGUGCUGAAGUGGCAAA